Molecule: messenger RNA, 2205 nt
Organism: Perognathus longimembris pacificus (Pacific pocket mouse)
Lineage: Eukaryota; Metazoa; Chordata; Mammalia; Rodentia; Heteromyidae
Gene: Krt9
Product: keratin 9
Cellular component (GO): keratin filament
Molecular function (GO): structural molecule activity
Source: RefSeq, a predicted model, not a curated record
AUGAGUUGCAGACAAUUCUCCUCGUCCUUGUGGAGCCGCGGCAGCAGCUGUGGGGGUGGUGGGGGCAGCGGGGGCAGCAUGAGAUCUUCCUUCAGCCGCUUCAGCUCCUCAGGGGCCCGAGGAGGAGGAGGAGGGGGAGGAGGGGGGUUCAGCUCUUCCAGUAGCUAUGGUGGAGGCAGCUUUGGGGCCUGUGGGAGGGGAGGUGGCGGAAGUUUUGGUUCCAGCUAUGGUGGAGGACUCGGCGGGGGCUUUAGUUCAGGGAGUUUUGGUAGUGGUACAGGAGGCUUUGGUGGAUCUGGGGGUUUUGGGGGUGGCACCGGAGGCGGUAAUGGUGGCAUCCUGGACAUCAACGAGAAGGUCACCAUGCAGAACCUCAAUUCGCGGCUGGCUAACUAUCUGGAUAAGGUACAGGCACUAGAGGAGGCCAACACACUGGAGAAGCAGAUCCAGGGGUGGUAUCAGUCCAAGGGACCUAGAAUCUACCAGAAGGACUAUUCCCCUUACUAUGAUACUAUUGAAGACCUCAAAGACCAGAUUCUGGACCUGACACAGCGUGGUAACAAAACUCUCUUGGACAUUGACAACACUCGAAUGACAAUGGACGACUUCAGGAUUAAGCUUCAGAUGGAGCAAAACUUGCAGCAAGGGGUGGGGGGUGACAUCAAUGGCUUGAGGAAGGUACUGGAUGAUCUGAACAUGGAGAGGGCUGACCUGGAGAUACGGUUUGAGUCUCUACAAGAGGAACUGAAGGCCCUCAGGGAGAACCACCAGGAGGAAAUGAGCCAGCUGACUGGCCAGAAUGAUGGGGAUGUCAAUGUGGAGAUAAAUGUUGCUCCUAGCAAAGAUCUCACUCGGACUCUUAAUGAGAUGCGAGAGAAGUACGAGCAGAUCAUCGAUAGGAACCGGAAGGACAUCGAACAACAAUACGAGUCCCAGAUGACUCAGAUAGAACAAGAAGUGACAACGAGCGGCCAAGAGAUGGAGAGCAACCAGAGGGAGCUGGCCCAGCUUCGGCGCAGCGCCCAAGAGCUGGAGAUUGAGCUGCAGGGUCAGCUCAGCACGAAAGCAGCCCUGGACAAGGCUUUGGAAGACACCAAGAACAACUACUGUGGCCAGCUACAGCAGAUCCAGGGGCAAAUCACUGAACUCCAAAUCCAGCUGGAACAGAUCCGGGGAGAGACAGAGUGCCAGAAUCAGGAAUACAGCGCUCUGCUCUCCAUCAAGACGAAGCUGGAGCAGGAAAUUCAGACCUACCGCAGCCUCCUUGAGGGGGGCCAGGAAGACUUUGAUUCUUCUGGAGCUGGACAAAUGGGCUUUGAAGGUGGCAAAGGAAGGAGAGGGGGAAGUGGAGGCAGCCAUGGUGGAGGAAGUGGAGGCAGCCACGGUGGAGGAAGUGGAGGCAGCUAUGGUGGAGGAAGUGGAGGUAGCUAUGGUGGAGGAAGUGGAGGCAGCCAUGGAGGAGGAAGUGGAGGCAAGUAUGGAGGAAGAAGUGGAGGCAGCUAUGGAGGAGGUAGCAGUUCUGGAGGAGGAAGUGGAGGCAGCUAUGGUGGAGGAAGUGGAAGCAGUUCUGGAGGAGGAAGUGGAGGCAGCUACGGAGGAGGUAGCAGUUCUGGAGGAGGAAGUGGAGGCAGCUAUGGUGGAGGAAGCAGUUCUGGAGGAGGAACUGGAGGCAGCUAUGGUGGAGGAAUCGGAAGCAGUUCUGGAGGAGGAAGUGGAGGCAGCUAUGGUGGAGGAAGCAGUUCUGGAGGAGGAAGUGGAGGCAGCUAUGGUGGAGGAAGCGGUUCUGGAGGAGGAACUGGAGGCAGCUAUGGUGGAGGAAUCGGUUCUGGAGGAGGAAGUGGAGGCAAGUAUGGUGGAGGAAGCAGUUCUGGAGGAGGAAGUGGAGGCAGCUAUGGUGGAGGAAUCGGUUCUGGAGGAGGAAGUGGAGGCAGCUAUGGUGGAGGAAGCAGUUCUGGAGGAGGAAGUGGAGGCAGCUAUGGUGGAGGAAGCAGUUCUGGAGGAGGAAGUGGAGGCAAGUAUGGUGGAGGAAGCAGUUCUGGAGGAGGAAGUGGAGGCAGCUAUGGUGGAGGAAUCGGUUCUGGAGGAGGAAGUGGAGGCAGCUAUGGUGGAGGAAGCAGAAGUGGAAGGCCAUCCCAGUCGCAGUCUUCUUCCUCAAAACCUGAAGACUGUGAUGAUGAGUCACAAGACCACAAGAUUCGAUAUUAG